UGUGGCUCCUUUCUCCCGGUAAAUCCUCCGCUUGGGCAACUACUUCUGGAACGGAGGCAGAUAGGAAUUUGGGGAGGACAGGGAUUCAACUGUCGUUUUCUCAGCUGUCACCCUCCUUCUGUUAUUUGAGAUGUUUUACAUGAUUGGUUUGGGCCUGGGAGAUGCUAAGGACAUCACAGUCAAGGGCCUGGAAGUUGUCAGACGCUGCAGUCGAGUGUAUCUGGAAGCCUAUACGUCAGUCCUGACUGUAGGGAAAGAAGUUCUGGAAGAGUUUUAUGAGAGAAAAUUGAUUCUCGCUGAUAGAGAAGAAGUGGAACAGGAGGCAGAUAAUAUUUUAAAGGAUGCUGAUAUCAGUGAUGUUGCAUUCCUUGUAGUUGGUGAUCCAUUUGGGGCUACAACACACAGUGCUCUUAUUCUGAGAGCAACAAAACUGGGGAUUCCUUACAGAGUUAUACACAAUGCGUCCAUAAUGAAUGCUGUAGGCUGCUGCGGUUUGCAGUUGUAUAAGUUUGGGGAGACAGUGUCUAUCGUUUUCUGGACGGACACUUGGAGACCAGAAAGCUUCUUUGACAGAGUGAAGAAGAACAGACAAAAUGGCACGCACACUUUGUGCCUACUAGAUAUCAAAGUAAAGGAACAGUCUGUGGAAAAUCUAAUCAGGGGAAGAAAGAUCUAUGAACCUCCUCGGUAUAUGAGUGUCAACCAAGCAGCCCAGCAACUUCUGGAGGUUGUUCAGAAUCAGCGAAUACGAGGAGAAGAACCAGCAGUCACCGAGGAGACACUCUGUGUUGGCUUAGCCAGGGUUGGAGCUGAGGACCAGAAAAUUGCAGCAGGCACUUUGCAGCAGAUGUCUACUGUGGACUUGGGAGGACCACUGCAUUCCUUGAUUAUCACAGGAGGCAGCUUGCAUCCACUGGAGAUGGAGAUGCUAAGUCUGUUUACCAUACCAGAAAAUAGCUCAGGAUCCCAAAGCACUGGUGGACUCUGAAUACAGGCAUUUUCUAUUGCGAGAUGUUAAUUUCAGUCAUAUAUAUACAUACAUGUAUUUGUGUGACAAAUCAAACAGGUCUUUUGGUUUACCUAAUAAAUAUAAAUUGAGUGACCAAGAAGAAAGAUAUUCCAACAGCACUUGGUUUCCUGUGUCAAUGAGUUUUUACCCUGUGAUAUCAUUGGUUGUUGCUGCUAUUUUGGCAGUUUUUCAGGAUGAACAUACAUGGAACAGACCAAACUGGAGAACUUACAGCUAGAUAUCCAUAGACAGAAUGAUUUAAAAGCAAUGUCUGUUUAUGAAAUCAGUUUAUACAAGAUAGAACUUUCUUCUUUCUUAAAAAGUCUGAUGUCCUGACUGCGAGAUACAUUGUCCUGACAGCACAUGGUAUUCAUGCAUAUAAACAGAGAUGAGAAGAAUAUGUCACCAGCCAACAGUCCCACCUACUUAGGGCUCAGCUGAGCAUGUGCCACAGAAUGACAUCCUUUUGCAUUGCCUUGUCUUGUUUAGCUGACAUCCUAAUUAUGUGCCUCAUAUUCUGCUGUAUUUUGUAGGUUAUAUAAUUGUUGAAUUAUAAAUGUUCAGCCAGCCAUGUACAGUUGCUGUUUGGUUUUAAAUAGCAUCUUUCACAUCCAAGCUGAAAAAUGGAAAAUUUGCUGACUACAAAAUAAAAUUUUUAAAAAUUUAAGCUUGAAGACAACAAUAGAUUGGUCAAGAUUUGUCAUAUCACUUAAUAGUUAAUAUGCCUCCAUAUGUAUGCGAGUAGCCACAUUCUUCUUCCUAGUUGUAAAUCACACUCCAUUUAUUAUGUUUCAUGACUAUGAAGUCUUAUACUUUUUGUCAGUUCAUAAUGGAAAUAGCAUUGCUCCAUGGUAGUUUAGUUGGUCUAACUCUGAUUUCAGUUGACCCUUGAACAACACAGGUUUGAACUGUGUGGGUCCACAAAAUACAUACUCAGUACUGCACAGUCUGGUUGGUUGAAUCUGCAAUUGGUUGAAUCCAGGGAUAUGGAACCAUGGAUGUUUUCAACUGCAUGAAAGGGUCAGUUGCCCUAACCCCUAUAUUGUUCAAUUUCAGUCAACUGUGUUUCCAUGGCCUAAUCAGUUUAUCUGACCUCUUUGCUCAGUAGAUUCACUGGAAGUUGAGCAAGUACUUCCCUACUUUCUGGGAGCAACAAUUAAUAGGAGAUUAUUUUGAGUUAUUUCACUUGAGAUAAAAGAUAUCUUAAUAUAUGUAAAACAUUCUACUUUCAAUCUGUCAGAUGCAAAAUAAGAGAGAGCCAAGGACAUUUAAGUAACAGUUCUCUAUUUUUUUUCUAAGGCAUUAAACAGUGAAGAAUUAUAAAA
Odocoileus virginianus texanus is the source of this 2334-nucleotide messenger RNA. RefSeq names its product diphthamide biosynthesis 5 (gene DPH5). The record is from RefSeq and is a predicted model, not a curated record. Lineage: Eukaryota; Metazoa; Chordata; Mammalia; Artiodactyla; Cervidae. Gene Ontology annotation, molecular function: diphthine synthase activity. Gene Ontology annotation, biological process: protein histidyl modification to diphthamide.